Messenger RNA from Vollenhovia emeryi, 4426 nucleotides. It is a transcript of the gene Sas-4, whose product is annotated as centromere protein J. Gene Ontology annotation, molecular function: tubulin binding. NCBI's taxonomy places the organism in Eukaryota, Metazoa, Arthropoda, Insecta, Hymenoptera, Formicidae. Gene Ontology annotation, cellular component: nucleus; centrosome; centriole. The coding region runs from base 381 to 4106 and encodes 1241 amino acids. Gene Ontology annotation, biological process: cilium assembly; centriole elongation. The transcript has 5 exons. The record is from RefSeq and is a predicted model, not a curated record.
UCUAUUGGUAAACAUUGCAGUGUCAACGGAUCAAAAAAUAACCUUUCAAACACUCCGAUAAUCGUUUGAUACUUAAAGUAAUUUUCAUUUAAGUAAUUUUUCAGAAUUAAUACGAUUAAUACUUGGCGCUCCGUCAGAUUGUUCUCUCAUGACUUUUUCUGCUGAGAAGGCGACGACAAAAAGUAAUGGAAGUAACGUGACAAAUGGGCAAGACUCAAGUGGACCGGUUUAUUUUUACCGGUUAUUUGCACGUCUCGCCUGCAGUCUUUCGAACGCGCCUUAACCUUUAAAUACAUUUCGCGCCAAACUAUGCCACGUUUGGCAUCGCAUUUUUCAAUGCUGUAAAGAGGCUUAUGCCUUUUUUUAAAUGAUUUUCAGACAUGAAUAUGGAAGUGGAAGCUUCUAUAGCCGAGCGCCUGCAGAAGCUGAGGCAGUGGCAGUUUGAGCAGCAGGAGAGACUGCUAAAACAACAACGAAUACAAAGGGAGUUUUUGAGCCACGAGCAGGAUCGUUUUUACAAAGCAUUCGGCUUGUCGACUUCGCACGACUUCAGUAACAUUGAAAGUACAGACGACACGUGUAUCGCGCCUGAAGUACAAAUAAAUGCGAAAGAAACCACGUCUGGCGAAGCUCCAAUGCUUCAAUGCGAUGCGGAGAAUUCAGACGAUACACUAGAGAUAAUUGACGAAGAGGAGUCAACGAAUGCCGACCCGUCGUACGAAAACUGCAGCGAGGAGCAAAGCGACGAGCAAAGCGACGAUUCAGAUCGCGCCUCCACGGUUGUCGACAGAAGCGGAAGUUCCAUGAGAGAUCCUGGUGUAUCGUCGCAGGGACUGGGCGAUUCGUUGAUAGAAGGGAUAGAACCGCUGUCGUUGGAUAACAAAUGCGUUUCGCUCGACGACGUUCCUCUCCCGUCACCUAGGAAAGAUUUCCAGACGUUGCUGGAGGAGAAACUGAAGCGAGAGCCGGAGAGCACAUCGAGUGCGCGGACCGACGCGAGAGUCAAGCCGAAGAGACCGUUCCUGAAAAAGGGCCAAGGCUUGUCGAGGUUUAAAAUGCCCACAGAUCUGCGUCUUUCGUCAGCGCCUCCGAAGAGGUCCAACGCUUUAUCAUCCGACACGCGACGCGUCGAUAAGAGCAAGAAAUCCGCCGCGCAUAAGCAAGCACCUGCGAAAACUUUGAGCAACGUUUCCGUCGCGAAGCGACGGUCAAACACGAAAACUGUUUCUCUACCGGGGAGGAAGGUUCCCGGUAAAUCCGCCGCUCUUGAUCGAACCGCGCAUAACGUUGCUUCCACUCGAUCGGGACACCCGCCGGAAGCGAACGUGUCGGAUUGCGAUUCGAAAGCGGCGAGAGAAGAAGCGGAGGAGGUGAGGAUCUUCGAGCUCUUGGAGGAGAAAGCGGAGAACUCGAGCUUCUGCUCGACGUCGAGCACCGUGCUCGCGUUUCUGCAGCAGUCGACGCCGUUUAAAGUGAGGGGCAGAUUGAAUGAAGCUGGGAGGGACAGCGGUGCUGCGGCGAGUGUGUCGGCGGCUCUUCGGCAGGUCGCCCAGGCCGGAAGUUCGAAAUCUAGCGUACGACGCCAGGACGAGCCUCGUAAACGACCCCACGCCAACGUCGACUCCUACUGGGACACCGUGACGGUCGACAACCUGCCGGAAGACACGCGUAAUUACUUUGCGUCCGUUAAUCGAGCGUUGCAGAGCGGCGAGGCGUACACGAGGCGUCCGGAAAAUUACGACGCGGUAUCGAACAGCGACGAGGAAAGCGACGCUUUCGCGGGAAACGCUCGCAACUUGACGCGCGACAGCGAGGCGGACGCCAGCCAUCACGUUAGAUUCUCGGAGUACAACGAGUACAGAACCAUAGACUUGAUCGACGUGUCUGACACGGCGAGCAGUCCCCCUUUGAGAGAUUAUCUCGAGCGGGAGAAUUGGGACGAUUGUUCCAGCGACACGUCGGGGUCGUCCAAGGGCCAGCCGUUUGAUCGCGAGGAACGAAAUUCCCCCCUGCAGAUUGUCAACAGCGAGAAGGCAGUUGACGGUUCGAGACUGUCUUUGCAGCAAGACGUAGCAAGGCGCGACAAGAGAGAGUCGUACAGUCGCGUAAUGAAAACCGCGCUCGUUUCCGAGGAAGAGGAUAUUUUGAGUUACAAAGACGAAUCGCCUGACGAGGAAGCGUGCUACGACAACGAGCGUGCGCCGAUAAUCGAGGGAAUUGUCCGAACAUCCGACGAGGAUCGGUCAGUCUUGUCGUCGUCGUCGUCGUCGUCGUCGUCGUCGUCGUCGUUGUCGGACACCCGGGAGUUGAGCACACGCGAGAGGAACGAGUACGCAUUGAGAGACGAGCCGGAAGAGAUAACGAAGAAGAUAGCGGAAGUGUGCUUGAAUUUGAGGGAGACCGGUCAUCAGCAGUCCGAGGGACGGACGAGCCAAGCGGGUACGGAGCUUCUGAAGAGCCGUCUGCUGGAGCUCGAGAAAGAAAUAGACAUAUUUCGGAAGGAGAGCUCGGCCCUGCUGCAGCAGCGCCGGAAGCUGCAAGACGAGGAGACGGGUCUGCGUAAACAAUACGCGGAGAGAGAGAAGAGCUUCGAGGAGAACAAGAGGAGGGUGCAGAACCAAUUGGAGGAGGAGAAGAGGAGAGUGACGCGCGAGAGGGCGGCGAUGGAGAACCGGAUUCGCGAUGCUCAGGAGAAGGCGAAGCAGAGCAAAGUGGAGAGGCAAAGGGCGCAGGAUCUGCGGGAGCAAUUGGACCAGCUGCGGGACGAGCUGAACGUGAAGGAGAGCAGGUGGAACGCGGCCGAGUCGAGAUACAAGAGCGAGCUGCGUGUGCUGCGAGUAGAAAUCUCCAAGUUGAAGCAGGAGAUCGCGGAUUUGCAGACUGUCAAGCGCACGAACGCGAGAAAUCUCAGGAGGACCACCGGGCAGGCGAUCACGCGGGCCAUCAAUCAGAUCAACAAGCGCGUCGUCGUGGCUCCGGCCAGAGACCCCCCUUCGACGAAGACGCGACGAGACUCGCCCGACACCUCGCCGGACACUUCCGUUCGCGACGAUGACGACGAGGACGGGGACAAGAGUGGCAACAAGUCGAUUGCAAGAGCGAUUAAUGCGAACGACGACUUCGGGCAAACAGAGCACGAUGUGUCCGUGAACAAAGUAAAGUGCAAACAAAUCGAGAUUGAAUCGCAGCCUGGAGGCGAUCAAAAAUUUCUGGAAGGAUUCCUGGAGAAGAAGCGGCUUUUAUACAAAAGCUUGCUGAAAGACGCGACCUCGGACCUGAUGGAAAGUCCAAGUUCAUUUUAUCAGAAGAGGGACACAGCGAGCGACUUCCAGCCGACGGCUACACAAAUGCAGAAUUUCAAUGCGAAGGGCAACGACAGGUUGCCCUACUCCGGUUCCGCGAGCGAGGACUUCGGGCGGGCAGCUUACGCUGCGACUGAUAUAGAGCGUCAUACCGACAGAUCGCGCGAGGCAAAUCGGGACUCGGAUGACAACGACGCGAGGAUGGAGAAGAACGAGAGGAAGGAUCGAGCAGCGUCGCCUGAGAAGAAUUUAAAUUCCACGUCGCAUCCCGCCCCCUCUCAGAGUCAGAUCGGCAGGGCGAGCGUGGACGCUGUGAAGCAGAUUCAGUUUUCCGACGGACGCAUAGAAUACUGGUACCCGAACGGCAACGUGAAGAAGGUUUUCCCCGAUCAGGAAGUGACGAAAAUGAUCUACUACAACGGGGACGUUCGCGAGACCGACAGGAACAGGAGAGUGAAAUACUUUUAUGCCGCGACUCGCACGUGGCACACAACGACUCCCGACGGUCUGCAGAUUUUAGAGUUUCCCGAUGGUCAAGUAGAAAAGCGAAUGUCCGAUGGAACUGUCGAGGUGUUGUUCCCGGACGGGACAGUAGCGCAGACUUUUAUUAACGGCGACAAGAUUCUGACUUUGCCAAACGGCCAGAGAGAAAUUCACACCAAAGAGCAUAAGAAACGAGAAUAUCCCGACGGUACUGUGAAAUUUGUUUACGCGGAUGGUACCCAAGAAACGCGUUAUUCCAGCGGAAGAAAACGGUUGAAAGACAAGGACGGUAAUCUCUUGAUAGAUUCGUACGACGGAUAAAUCUUUUUUUACCCUCUUUUUUUGUAAAUUAAAUUCAAUACUGAUUAAGAUAUACAUAUCAAGGGUCAAAGCAUAUACAAUGUGUUAUUAUACGUCAUCGCUUGUACUUGUAAAUAACGUCUGAUGUAUAGCAAUUAUUUUUACAAGAAGUUGAAACUUUAAGUCGAUUUUUUUUCAUUCAUAAUAAGCGAAUAAAUGAAGACUGAGAAUUUUUUAUGCACAGAAUAACUCCGCGAGUCAAUACGCUUACUUUAUAUUGCUGCACUGGUGAACUAGCAAUAAAUUAGAGUAAGACAAGUGUUAUAUAUGUUUUCUCAUUC